Molecule: messenger RNA, 3174 nt
Organism: Polypterus senegalus (gray bichir)
Lineage: Eukaryota; Metazoa; Chordata; Cladistia; Polypteriformes; Polypteridae
Product: tripartite motif-containing protein 16-like
Exons: 6
Coding region: 60-1742 (560 amino acids)
Molecular function (GO): zinc ion binding; protein binding
Source: RefSeq, a predicted model, not a curated record
UUCAGUUCCACUUCUUCACUCAUCACUUCCUUGUUUGUCUUCCUCUCCUCAGACUGACAAUGGCUGAAGCCCAGCUGUGUGGAUUACGUGACGAGAUCACCUGCUCGGUGUGUCUGGACACCCUGACUGACCCCGUGUCACUGCAUUGUGGUCACAGUUUCUGUCUGAAGUGCCUCACGGACUACUGGGAUCAGAGCCAAGUGAGCAGCUGUCCUCAGUGCAGAGAGGCCUUCACCACGAGGCCUGCACUGCACAUAAACACCGUGCUGAAUGAAGUCAUUAAGAAACUAAAGAAGGCAGGACUCAUUUCUCGUCCGCUUUCAUUUCAAAAUUAUGCCGGCCCUGGAGCCGUGGAGUGUGACUUCUGUACUGAGAAGAAGUUCAGAGCGUUGAAGUCCUGUCUGACCUGCAUGGCCUCUUUCUGUCAGACUCACCUGCAGCCUCACUAUGAAGUAGCGGCCUGGAAGGAUCACAAGCUGGUUGAUCCUGAUAGAAAUCUGAAGGAGAAGCUCUGUGGAAAACAUCACAAAAGUCUGGAGAUAUUCUGUAAAACUGAUGAGACGUACAUCUGCAUGAUGUGUGUGGUGACUGGACAUAAAAAUCAUGAAAUGGUCGAGCUGGAGACUGAAAGAGAACAAAAACAGAAACAGCUGGGGGCGACACUGAGUGACAUCAAGAGGAGACUUGAGGAGAGAGAGAAGACACUGAAGGAGACGAGGAGGGCGAUGAACGAGAUGAAGAUCUCUGUGGAAAAAGAAGUGCAGGAACAUGAGAAGAGCUUCACUAAUCUGAUUCACUGCAUCAAGCAAACCUGCAGCAAAGUCACUGAGAGGAUCAGAGAACAAGAAAAGAGAGAAACGGAGAAGGCUGAAGGAGUCAUUGAGCGACUGGAGAAGCAGAUCGAGGAGCUGAGGAGGAGAGAAGCUGAGCUGAAGGAACUUUCAGAGACCAAGGACCAUCUCCACUUCCUACAGACUUUCUCGUCUCACUCUGUCCUGAAUGAUGAUGGAGACUCGCUGAGCUUCACUGUCGCUGCUGACUUCUCUUCUGAGGACCUGAGAAAUGAGCUCUACAGUCUGAAGAAGAGUCUGGAGAAGAUCAGCCAGUGGGACUUCAUGACAAGGACUCCAUCAGGUCAUGCAGCUCCAGUCUUCGCCCUCCAGACUCCUGAACCUCGGAGCAGAGAGGAGUUUUUACAAUAUUCCUGUCCACUCACACUGGACAUCAAGAUGGCACACAGGUGUCUCUUUCUGUCUGAAGAGAACAAGCAGGUGACACGUCACUGGAAAAUGAACACAUACCCCAAUCGUUCUCAGAGGUUUGACUGCUGGGAGCAAGUUCUGUGUAGUGAGGCUCUGAAUGGGAAUCGCUUUUACUGGGAGGUGGAGUGGACUGGAAAAAGUAUGGCAAUUGGAGUGGCAUCUGAAGGACUGAGCAGGAAAGGACCGGGCAGGGAGUGCGGCCUUGGAUACAACGACAAGUCCUGGAGUUUGUACCGUUCUGAUUCCCAGUAUUUUGUGUGUCACAAUAACAAGGAGACUCUAAUCCGUGCACCACACAACCCCAGGAUAGGUGUGUGUCUGGACUGGCCUGCUGGCUCUCUGUCAUUUUAUAGCGUCUCUCCCACAAUGACCCUCCUGCACAGGUUCAACACCUCCUUCACUGAGCCUCUCUAUCCAGGGUUUUGGGUUUAUCUAAACUCCAGUGUAACAAUCUGCCAACUCAGGCCUUGUGACAAGUGACCAGCAUCAUCUGCUAGUUACUUAAUGUCUCCAAAAGUGGAGGUCCUCUUUUGUGGUUGUAGCUUGGGAUCAAAAUGAAUUCUGCAAGAUGGACGUUUGGAAGGGUUUGACGGGAAUGGGGUUUGGCACCUUUGAGUCUGAAAUUAUGUUUGAGCUCUCGGGUGUUCUCCUGGUUUAGUUUGCAUUUAUCAAACUGAUUCCAGUAUGUAGAGUAAGGUGCUGACAGGACUCAUUAUGUCAUUAUACUCAACAGUUAAAUAUGGUGUCCUGCAGAGUCCAAUCAUUGUUCUCACUUUAUGUCACAUUGAUUUCCACAUGUGUGCUGAUGACACCCAGCUAGGCCUUAGUUGUAGACCAAGUGACAUACUGUGUCUCUCAUGGGAUCCUGAAUUAAUUAAAAGAGUGGAUGGAUGAGAAUGACUUGUCUCUUAAUAUUGAAAAAUCAAGAGGAAAUGUUGCAGACCUCAACAAUAUUUUAUAAGUGUCUCACUCAAUCAGAAGGCACCUCAGUUUUUAUCUCUGAAGAAUAUCUGCUCACUUUGUGUUGCGUGUGUGUACAUAUGUGGAUAUACGGUGUGUCUCCAUUCAGGGUUUGUGUUCUGCUCUCAGCCGUAAAUCCUCUCACUAGAAAAAUAUAUUUUGAUGUUUAGCGAUCUGUGGUGGGUUGGCGCCCUGCCCGGGGUUUGUUUCCUGCCUUGCGCCCUGUGUUGGCUGAGAUUGGCUCCAGCAGACCCCCAUGACUCUGUAGUUAGGAUAUAGUGGGUUGGAUAAUAGAUGGAUGUUUAGCGAUACGACGAAUAAACUGGCUCUAUGUAUGUUAACUCUGUUAUGUUCUUGUCAGCUCGAACCCAAUCUGCAUCUUUAUAAGUAUUUCUUAAGUAAAUCAAACCCAUCCAAUAUUCCCACAGCCCGUCUUUAGCGUUGAGUGAAGGUGAUGUGACUUGUGUCCUGAUUUUGUUAAUGGAGGAUCUUGGAGUUUGAAGACAGGCUGUUACUGUUAGGACUUCAAUAAGCAACAAAACUGAGAAUAUGGUGACUAAGGGUCACCAAAAAGUCACCAGAUGUGACCCGACUCUUAUCUGGCAUGAACUAAGCAGUUUGGGAUUGAUUUGCGACGUAGCUAAGAGAAGGGGAGACGACUUUCAAGCGAACGAGAGAGUUCACUGUGCUAAUUGGGCAUUCAGGACAUCAACUAAAGUUCUGGUUCAGCAUUCAUGCUAAUAUAAAGACCUCCUUUUGUUAAAUUACAAUGUUUUUCUUCCAGAGACACCACUAUGUCUUUCAAAACACAUCUUAUAAAACUACCUAACACCUGUUUUUUUGUUUGCUUUUCUUUUUUUAAUCUUGAAAAUACUGUAAAACUAAGAAAUUAUACAAAUAUGCAGGGUACUGAAAAAUAAAGAUGUACCUACGUUUAGUAGGAUUGACUGCU